AUGACGGACAUCACAACUCCCAACGAGACCCCGGAGAAAAAUGCAGUGGGACUAUUGCUGUUUUUAUUAAGGCAAACCUGUGUCAAUCAAUCUCAUUAUAGCAAGCUGAAAGCAUCGUCAAGUACUACCAACUCCGUGUCUGUGUACGUGAGCGUGGUUGACUCUAAAUCAUACUUUGAAUAUGGGCGCCAGGAUGCCCUCAUUGGCGAUAUUUUCCCGACUGACGGCCACACUGACUGUCAAUGUCCUACCUGCCGAGUGAACAAACUCCUGAUGGUGCUGUAUCGAACUAGCUUCGAUCAAGCCAGCCGCAUCCAGAGCACUACUUACUAUGUCUUCAUCGAGUUUUCAGACAUUGUCCGGGAUAAUGACAGCUCUUGGUCAAAGGGACUGAAGCUGGCGGAUGAGGAAACAAAGAGUUUUGUUCUUGACCUUGUUACUAGCCAUAGACAAUCCGGAUAUAGGAGGUAUUACGACGGGCUUGAAGUGCGAGAUAUCGUUGAACGGAAAGGAAAGGGGUUGGUAAUUCUUUUAUACAUCUCUCCCGUUUACUUUUCUCCACUCUGCAUUACUGAUUUGGAUGUUGGGCUCCCUGGAAUGGGAAAGACAUCGACGGCUGAGACUGUGGCGAUCAAGGUAGGAAAGCCUCUCUUUGCUAUCAGCGUGACUGAUGUUGGUACGGCAGCUAAACAUGUUGAGUCCAAUUUAAGGAGAGUAUUCACCUUAGAAACUACUUGGCAAGCAAUCUUACUCAUGAAUUCUGAUGCUAACCACCAACCAAAUUGCCCAUUGGCGUCGCUGUGCAUUCACACAUUCACAUUACCCAUAAAGUACUGUGAUUCGGACGACGAGAGUCGGGCACUGGCCAUCUUCCGGAAUUUCCUUGAAUCCCUCGAUCGCAAUGGUAAACAUGAGGUUCAUCGUAUCAAGUUUGAUGGUCGUCGGAUUCGAAAUGUUGUCACUUCAGCAUUUAGUCUCGCUCGUGCGCGUGGAGCCAGAAAGCUAGAGAAGGACCAUCUUUCUAAAGUUUGGGAUAAUAACAUAACAGGAGGAUUCAAUGAAGCAGUAAUCAGCGCAGGCAGGGGUUUGCCCCGAGAUCAAUCACAGAUGGAUCGACAGUAA
Messenger RNA from Talaromyces stipitatus ATCC 10500, 1122 nucleotides. RefSeq lists its product as uncharacterized. The record is from RefSeq and is a predicted model, not a curated record. The transcript has 8 exons. Bases 1 to 1122 code for a protein of 373 amino acids. Gene Ontology annotation, molecular function: ATP binding; ATP hydrolysis activity. NCBI's taxonomy places the organism in Eukaryota, Fungi, Ascomycota, Eurotiomycetes, Eurotiales, Trichocomaceae.